UGAAAUAGCCGUCGUAGAUCCUCCUCUUUCAUUGAUGAAAUUUAAGUUCGUGUGAUUUUACCUUUUCCGGGAGUCUCCAGUUGGCCCCGGUUUGUGUCAGGAGCGCAGUGUAGAUAGGAGUUCCAAGCGGACUCACACUAAGUUCCUGUCUUUUUGGAAGUGGAGGAGGUUUUCCUGUUUGUUGGUUUUUUUGUUUUGUUUUUUGAGGCAGUUUUAAUAGCUUUGAAUAAAUACUCCCUUAAGUGACUAAAUAUAGGAAGGGGAGAAAGAACACGUCGGUUGUUAAAGCAGGGGAGGAAGACAGAAGACCUGCCCUAUAGCGUGGCUCCUCUAGAAAUUAAUAUAUAUAUACACACAUCAGAGUAUUUUAAUAAAUCCCUAAAAUGUCGAGAUACGUACAAGAUCUUAGCAAAGCCAUGUCUCAAGAUGGCGCUUCUCAGUUUCAAGAAGUCAUUCGACAAGAGCUAGAAUUAUCUGUGAAGAAGGAACUAGAAAAAAUACUUACUACAGCACCAUCACGUGAGUUUGAGCACACUAAAAAAGACCUUGAUGGAUUUCGGAAGCUAUUUCAUAGAUUUCUGCAAGAAAAGGGACCUUCUGUGGAUUGGGGAAAAAUCCAGAGACCUCCAGAAGAUUCGAUUCAACCCUAUGAAAAGAUAAAGGCCAGAGGCUUACCUGAUAAUAUAUCUUCCGUGCUGAACAAGCUGGUGGUGGUGAAACUCAAUGGAGGUUUGGGAACCAGCAUGGGCUGCAAAGGCCCGAAAAGUCUGAUUGGUGUGAGGAAUGAGAAUACCUUUUUGGAUCUGACCGUUCAGCAAAUUGAACAUUUGAACAAAACCUACAAUACAGAUGUUCCUCUUGUUCUAAUGAACUCUUUUAACACGGAUGAAGAUACAAAAAAAAUACUACAGAAGUACAAUCACUGUCGUGUGAAAAUCUACACUUUUAAUCAAAGCAGGUACCCGAGGAUUAAUAAAGAAUCUUUACUGCCUGUAGCAAAGGAUGUCUCAUACUCAGGGGAAAAUACAGAAGCUUGGUACCCUCCAGGUCAUGGUGAUAUAUACGCCAGUUUCUACAACUCUGGUUUGCUCGACACCCUUAUAGGAGAAGGCAAAGAGUAUAUUUUUGUGUCUAACAUAGAUAAUCUGGGUGCCACCGUGGAUCUUUAUAUUCUUAAUCAUCUAAUGAACCCACCCAAUGGAAAACCCUGUGAAUUUGUCAUGGAAGUCACAAAUAAAACACGUGCAGAUGUAAAGGGUGGGACACUCACCCAGUAUGAAGGCAAACUGAGACUGGUGGAAAUCGCUCAAGUGCCAAAAGCACAUGUUGACGAGUUCAAGUCUGUAUCAAAAUUCAAAAUAUUUAACACAAACAACCUAUGGAUCUCUCUUGCAGCAGUUAAAAGACUGCAGGAGCAAAAUGCUAUUGAUAUGGAGAUCAUUGUGAAUCCAAAGACCUUGGAUGGAGGCCUGAAUGUCAUUCAGUUAGAAACUGCAGUAGGCGCUGCCAUUAAAAGUUUUGAGAACUCUCUAGGUAUUAAUGUUCCUAGGAGCCGCUUUCUACCUGUCAAAACCACAUCAGAUCUCUUGCUUGUGAUGUCAAACCUCUAUAGCCUUAAUGCAGGAUCUUUGACAAUGAGUGAAAAGCGGGAAUUUCCUACAGUACCCUUGGUUAAAUUAGGCAGUUCUUUUACAAAGGUUCAGGAUUAUCUAAGGAGAUUUGAAAGUAUACCAGAUAUGCUUGAAUUGGAUCACCUCACAGUUUCAGGAGAUGUGACAUUUGGCAAGAAUGUUUCACUAAAGGGAACAGUUAUCAUCAUCGCAAAUCAUGGUGACCGAAUCGACAUCCCACCUGGAGCAGUAUUAGAGAACAAGAUUGUAUCAGGGAACCUUCGUAUCUUGGACCACUGAAAUGAAAAAUACUGUGUACACUUCAUACUAAUUAUGGGCUAAACAGUUUCUUACAAUGAAAUGUUCUCUAGGAUUCUAAAAUCGGCAGGUACUUUACUAUGUUACUGUACCCUGAGGUGUUAAUUUUUAAAGUAGUUUUUUUUUUUUUGCAAUAUGCUUAGUCGAAGAAAAGCACAGAUGGAAGCAAUAUUUUUCUUCUUUGAAGAGGACCCUGAAAGUUCAUCUUAAAGUGCAAUACUGUUUAAUCUUAAAACUGGGGCAGCUCUGCUGGAACAUCUUUUAACAGUGGCCUCAGUGAUGGUCACUUUGAAUUGCUUGUGAUUUCAAAAAUAAAGCUGUGAGGCAAUCCAUGUGCACACGUA
Molecule: messenger RNA, 2272 nt
Organism: Mirounga angustirostris (Northern elephant seal)
Lineage: Eukaryota; Metazoa; Chordata; Mammalia; Carnivora; Phocidae
Gene: UGP2
Product: UDP-glucose pyrophosphorylase 2
Exons: 10
Coding region: 384-1910 (508 amino acids)
Biological process (GO): glycogen metabolic process; UDP-alpha-D-glucose metabolic process
Cellular component (GO): cytoplasm
Molecular function (GO): UTP:glucose-1-phosphate uridylyltransferase activity
Source: RefSeq, a predicted model, not a curated record